Cetraspora pellucida is the source of this 1062-nucleotide messenger RNA. The record is from the annotation of a GenBank genome assembly. Lineage: Eukaryota; Fungi; Glomeromycota; Glomeromycetes; Diversisporales; Gigasporaceae.
GUAUAUCAAACAUGUCAAAUGCUCAAUCUAUUGAUUUAUUGAGAGAAUUAAAUGCUAAACUCUUAAUUGAGAUUGUGGAACUUAAGAAGGAGAAUGCUGAAAUCCCUGAUCUUAGAAGGAAGUUUGCUGAGAUCGAGGCUGAAAAAGCUGAGCUUAAUAGUAGGAUUGCUGAGCUUCUAAGGCAGGCUGUGAAAGAGAAUUCUUUAGUCGAGAAUAUUAGACAUGAUGUUGAGAUUGCUGAGAUUAAGGUUGAAAUAGUGAAGCUAAAGGAUAAUAAUGAAGAAAACAAAGAGCUAAGUCAGGAUAUUUCUUCCAAGAGGGUUGACAAUAUACAUAAUUCCAUUUCAGACCAAUGUGAUAAUGUUACUUCUUGUGUGAGUGAUCAGAAGUUAUCAGAAGACAGGGAAAUAGAUGCUUUCCUAAACGAGGCACAUAAGCAAAGUGUUAGUGAUGGAAUAAGACAAUGCAAUAAGGAGAAGAAACUUAGCAAAGCAUCCUUUAACCAAGAUCAAGAAUCUGAUACCGGGUUGACUAUAAAUAACUACAUAUCCUUCGGUACUUCUACUUUUGAAAUUUCAGUUAGGAGCUCUCGUCAAAAUAGUCAUAGAAAGAAAGGUGCAAAAAACAUCAGUUUCUGCCAAAAUUUAUCUAUAGAUUCAUUGCUUUCUCUAGCACAAUUAUUUGAUAAAGUAGAUAAUGUUGAAUAUGAGACAGGAUUGCAUCUCCCAGAAAUCUUCCGUAAAAACUUACAAAGGAAAACUCAGAAAGCUGUAAAGAUAUAUAAAUUAUUUGAAAAGGUAGGUGUAGAUAAUAUUAAUGAUAACACUGAUGUGGAAGAAGUAUCAAGUCUUAUGACUGAGAUUUCAGCCAGGGGUUCUGGUCAAAAUUCAGCUGAAGUAAGUGAAUUAAUUGCACCUAUUCCUCUUAUAUAUGACUCUAAUUCUUUAGGUAAUUUAUCAUUCAUGCCUCAAAUUGCUCUAGCUGAGACGUAUUUUAAUGAUCCUAUACCUUCGUUAAUGAAGAAAGGAACUAAUAAAGUUCAGACAGACUAUGAUAAUAAUU